Messenger RNA from Lichtheimia ornata, 1293 nucleotides. RefSeq lists its product as uncharacterized. The transcript is spliced from 5 exons. Gene Ontology annotation, molecular function: transferase activity, transferring alkyl or aryl (other than methyl) groups; pyridoxal phosphate binding. The record is from RefSeq and is a predicted model, not a curated record. Gene Ontology annotation, biological process: transsulfuration. The coding region runs from base 1 to 1293 and encodes 430 amino acids. Lineage: Eukaryota; Fungi; Mucoromycota; Mucoromycetes; Mucorales; Lichtheimiaceae.
AUGGGCGACGACGAACACGAGUACCACUUUGACACGCUUCAGCUGCAUGCUGGACAACAAGUGGAUAGUGCAACCAAUGCUCGUGCCGUGCCUAUUUAUGCCACCACCUCUUUCACCUUCAACACUAUCGAUCACGCUCUUGCAAUAUUUGCCAACGAUGUGCAUGGCUUUGCUUAUUCAAGAUUAAGCAAUCCAACCAAUGAAGUGGCCGAAAAACGUAUUGCUGCACUGGAAAAAGGGAUUGCUGCAACGUUGGUAUCAAGUGGUCAAGCAGCUCAAUUUCUCGUUUUGGCUACCCUAUGCAAUUCUGGUGACAAUGUGGUAUCGAGCUCCAGCCUUUAUGGUGGCACCUACAAUCAGCUCAAGGUGUUGUUUCCUCGCCUUGGUAUCCAUACACACUUUGUCAAUAGCGCCGAUCCAGAGGAGUUCAAACAAAAGGUGGAUGACAGGACACGGGCAAUAUACGUCGAGAGCAUUGGUAAUCCUGCUUUUGUGGUACCUGACUUUGAAGCACUUGCCAAGGUUGCCCAUGAUGCAGGCAUUCCAUUGAUCGUUGAUAACACCUUUGGUGCUGGUGGGUAUCUUGUCAAGCCUAUUGAACAUGGUGCCGAUAUUGUCGUCCACUCGGCAACCAAAUGGAUUGGAGGCCAUGGAACAACGAUUGCUGGUGUCAUUGUUGACUCUGGUAAAUUCCCUUGGAACAAUGGCCGCUUUCCACGCUUUACUGAUCCAUCACCCGGAUACCAUGGUUUGCGAUUUUGGGAAAAAUUUGGUCCUCUUUCAUUUACUUGCUUAAUGAGGAGUGAAUACCUUCGUGAUGUGGGUGCAUGCCUUAACCCUUUUGGAGCGUUUCUUCUUCUCAAUGGCCUCGAGACUCUUUCACUUCGAGUGCAACGUACCGUUGAUAGUGCAUUGGAGCUUGCUCGUUGGUUGCAAAACCAUCCCAACGUCAAUUGGGUUAACUACCUUGGCCUUGAAGACCAUCCAUCACAUCAAACUGCCCAAAAGUAUCUUCGUCAUGGUUUCGGUGGUGUGUUGACCUUUGGUGCCAAGGGAUCUCUCAAGGCUUUCAUUGAAAAUGUGAAACUUGCUUCUCACUUGGCAAACGUCGGUGAUGCCAAAACAUUGGUGAUUGCCCCUUCUCUUACCACCCAUCAACAAUUAUCGGAUGAAGAACAAGAAGCAGGUGGUGUAACCAAAGACAUGAUCCGUGUGUCAGUCGGCAUUGAGUAUAUCGGUGAUAUCAAAUGGGACUUUGAUCAAGCUCUUAAGAUUGCGAGCCAGCAUACGUAG